CCUUUAGAAUAAUAAUGAUGGUGGAGAUUGAUUACGCUAAGAAAAUGCAGAAAUGUCAUGAAUACGUUGAAGCACUUGAAGAAGAACAAAAGAAAAUCCAAGUCUUUCAACGCGAGCUUCCUUUAUGUUUAGAGCUUGUUACUCAAGCGAUCGAAGCUUGUCGGAAGGAGUUAUCUAGUACGACGACAACAUCAGAACAGUGUUCGGAACAGACCACAAGUGUUUGUGGUGGUCCUGUCUUUGAAGAGUUUAUUCCUAUCAAGAAGAGGUCGUUGUGUGAAGAAGAAGAAGAUGGUGAACAUGAAUCUUCUCCAGAGCUUGAACAGAUUGCUAAUAAUAAGAAAUCUGAUUGGCUUAGAUCUGUUCAGUUAUGGACUCCAUCACCAGAUCUUAACCCAAAAGAGGAGCGUGUAGUUAAGAAAGCGAAAGUGGUGGAGGUGAAACCAAAAAGCGGUGCGUUUCAGCCGUUUCAAAAGGAGAAAAAACGCGUUUUGGAGACUGAUUUGCAACCGGCGGUGAAAGUAGCUAGUUCGACGCCGGCAACGACGACGAGUUCUACGACGGAAACUGGUGGUGGUAAAAGUGAGUUGGUUAAAGUGGGAGAGGAGCAGAGACAGAUAGAGCAGCAGCAAUCGCAGUCGCAAACGCAUAGAAAACAAAGGCGGUGCUGGUCGCCGGAGUUACACCGGCGAUUCUUAAACGCGCUUCAGCAGCUUGGAGGAUCUCAUGUUGCUACGCCUAAACAGAUUAGAGAUCAUAUGAAAGUCGAUGGAUUAACAAAUGACGAAGUUAAAAGCCAUUUACAGAAAUAUAGACUUCACACAAGAAGGCCAUCAGCAACAUCGAUGGCGGCACAGAGUAAUGGAAACCCACAACAACCACAGUUCGUGGUGGUUGGAGGGAUAUGGGUACCAUCGCCUCAAGAUUUUCCACAACCGUCUGAUGUAGCCAACAACGGUGGUGUAUAUGCUCCGGUUGCGGUGGCGCAAUCUCCAAAACGUUCGGUGGAGAGAAGUUGUAACUCGCCGGCAGCAUCUUCCUCUACAAAUACAAAUACUUCUACUCCUGUAUCAUAAUCAUCUCGUGAUUUGGUUUUGGUAGGUUUAAUAAUGUUAUGUGAGUGUAAGAAAAUUUUUCGUCCGUUUUGUUUGUAACCAAGAAAUGUUAUUUCCUAGGUUGGAAAUUUUGAAUAAAGUAGACGAAUGCUA
Molecule: messenger RNA, 1208 nt
Organism: Arabidopsis arenosa
Lineage: Eukaryota; Viridiplantae; Streptophyta; Magnoliopsida; Brassicales; Brassicaceae
Source: the annotation of a GenBank genome assembly